AGGGAAGUCGGUAACGUGCGGCGAAAAUUCAUAUUUCUAAUAUUUGCAAGGAUUAUUACAACAUAAGAUGCAGAACGUAAUAAACACAGUUAAAGGAACUGCCUUGGGCGUAGCAGAAUAUCUGACACCUGUACUGAAGGAAUCCAAGUUCAGGGAAACUGGAGUGUUGACUCCUGAAGAAUUUGUGGCUGCUGGAGACCAUUUAGUACACCAUUGUCCAACAUGGCAGUGGGCUACAGGUGAUGAAGGCCGAGCCAAAUCAUAUCUGCCACGGAAUAAACAGUUUCUUAUUACACGCAAUGUUCCAUGUCCUCGAAGAUGUAAACAGAUGGAAUAUUGUGAUGAUCAAGAAAAAAUUAUAGAAGCUGAUGACCCCGAUGGAGGCUGGGUAGAUACUCACCACUUUGACACAGGUGCUUCAGGAUUAGAUGAUAAAUUUUCUGAAAUGACCUUGGAGUCAAAGAUUGAACUUUCCAACAAUGUAGACAAUGGUAAAGAUGAUGAUGAUGAUGAUGAAGAAGAAGAAGAAGAAGCUGCAGACAUGGAAGAGUUUGAAGAGAGUGGACUACUUGAUGAACAGGAUAAGGCAACUCUGGAUACUCUGCAAAAUACUGAAAAGGCAGUUGGAGACACUUCAAAUCAAGUUGGAGGAGAAAUCAUACACACAAGGACUUACGACCUCCACAUUACUUAUGAUAAAUAUUAUCAGACACCUCGCCUAUGGCUGUUUGGAUAUAAUGAGAAUCGAAAACAUCUAACUGUAGAACAGAUGUAUGAAGAUGUAAGCCAAGACCAUGCCAAGAAGACAGUGACAAUGGAGACACAUCCUCACCUUCCUGGACCUCCUAUGGCUUCUGUUCAUCCAUGCAAGCAUGCAGAAGUAAUGAAGAAGAUCAUCCAAACUGUUACUGAAGGAGGUGGUGAGCUGGGAGUCCACAUGUACCUAAUCAUUUUUCUGAAAUUUGUACAAGCAGUAAUCCCAACAAUAGAACAUGAUUUUACUCAGAAUUUCACAAUGUGAUUCAAAACAGGAAAAUUUGCUCUCCUUUGUUCAUUCAUUACUUUGCGGGAAGCCUGAUGCAUUAAAAUGGCUACAAACUGAGAUGGCAAAUAUGCAUAAGCAUUCCAUGUCAUCAUAACUUGCCUUUUUGCUUCAGCUCAUGAGAAGUAGCAAACUGUGUUUAAAAAACCAUGCAAGUUUGCUUGAUUUUUGAUAGGUUUAUGUGUGAUAAACCUCAGAUGAACUGUUGUGUAUUUCUGUUGUGAUUACAUUACUACAUUAUAGCACAGCAACAGUAAGAUGCUGGAUGUAAUAUACUUAAGCUUGCACGCUAUGCUAUUAAUGUAAGAGUACUUCUCUUUUACUUCUGUUUAAUGACUCUACAGCAGUAGAUAUACUGACCUUGUUAAUCUGAUAUCAAGUACAAGCCUAAUAAUUGCUUUGCAAAGCAAUCACAAACUAAAAUAUAAAAGAUAGUGAACUACACUGUAAUGUGUAAUGCUUGACUUGACACAUUGCACAGUGUGCUUGAUUCCCUUCCCUCAAAGUGUUGUUUCACCAAUUACUAAAAUGUAAUUUGAAAGUAGCAUGUUAUGAACACUUCAAAAUAAAAUAACAGCAAAUAUUCUGUAAUACCCGAUGCAUUGAAGUCCCUAACUUUGGUCAUGAGAAAUAAUAAACCUUGACUUUUUAUCAUCUGUCUGAAUGUAUGUGAAAAUGUGAAGCUAAAGGAACAGAAAAUGCAAUACGUAACUCUGUUAAACAUUAAGAAAGUUAUGACUAUUGUUAUAACAUGUAUGGGAAAGUGGCAAGCCUGGAAGCAGGUCAUAUUGAAGAAGAGGUGUUCAUGUGAGCAUUAAUGACAUCAAAGCAAUGCUGAGACAUUUUUAAUACACUGCUUUCUUUGAAAAUGAAUUUUCAAGUAAAUUUUAAAGAACAGUAAUUUUGGUAAAGUGGGAAGACUGAAUGUUUCCAUAUAACACCCCACCCCCACCCCCAUCUAUUUGCAGUCAACAUUUACCUUACAGCGUUGUACCUGAGCAUUGAGAAUUUCCUUUGUGGUUUAAUUUAUUUUGGUGCACAACCUGACUAAUUGUACUAGCAAAUAAAGGUUAUUACACAUA
Molecule: messenger RNA, 2124 nt
Organism: Zootermopsis nevadensis
Lineage: Eukaryota; Metazoa; Arthropoda; Insecta; Blattodea; Termopsidae
Gene: Atg3
Product: Autophagy-related protein 3
Biological process (GO): glycophagy; autophagosome assembly; nucleophagy
Cellular component (GO): cytosol; phagophore assembly site
Molecular function (GO): Atg8-family ligase activity
Source: RefSeq, a predicted model, not a curated record